AAACGAAAAACCUUAAAAUCAAGAUGAAUUCUGUUGAGGAUUGGAAUUUGGAUUCCGGAUAGCACUCCAAAACUGAAACUUCAUUGGCGAAGAUUAAUGGGAAAGGAACUGGAACUGAGAAACCAACAGGGUAUGCGUCAAAGAAUGGAAGAGGAUAUGAAGAGAUUGUAAGAAGGAAAGGAAGGACAAAGGCAUUAAAACUACGUGUUUUGAAUUGUAUGCCACCUAUCACCAUUGCGUUCUCAAGAGUACAAGAAGAGCAUGUUGUUGCCUUGGAAUGUCGUUAACUGGUAAAGAGUCCAGGUGGUGUUUCCGAUGAAUUUGUCGUGUGGCCUCAAGGGAUCGAGUUCGGAUACUAGGUUGAGUAUGAUGAUUGGGUCGUCAGGUUCUAUGUGUGGUGAUUCUAACAACAGCAGUGAGAAUCUAAGUGGCAGUCUGUCUUCUACAGAAACCAGUGUUGCGAACCCGGAGUUCGAAAAAUCCAUAGAAACGGAAUUCACUCAACAAAAUGGCCAGGUAUGCAAUCCAAAAGAAAAAUCGUUCUGUAGCGAUACAGUUCCAGUGGGUGAACCCAGGAAAGGUGGGGUUGCCAGAAGUAAGAAGAAGCACCGAGGAGAAACAGUUGAACCAGAGAAGGAUCAUUCAUCCACCAAUUUGGGAAGCUCAAGUGCUGCCUUCAUGGGGGUAAGGAACUCUCCAGAAAUGUCUAGCAGACAAAGGCAUAAUGAGGUGAAUUGCAAUAGGCCACUGCUUUCUGAGGAAGUCCGAAUUGAAGAUGCUUCACAAUAUGAUUUAGCUGCAAACUUGUCAUGCAAACCAAAAGAAAAAGGAGAACAUAAAGAAAGUGAGAGUCAGCAGCCAACAAGUUGUGAUCCAUUGAUAGGAUCCAUCGUUCUACUUCAGGCCGUGCAAGAGGCGCUUGAAAAAGAGAUUGAACAUUUUAGAGAGAUUGGGAACAACCAGACAACAUUGUUCAACGAAUCUGGACGCGUAGUCAGUUCGAACACAAAGAUCUGUUCUGUUGAUCAAGCAAGCAAUGUGGGCCACUAUUUGGACCAAAAUCUAUUUUCAGGCCUCGAGGAUAUGGAGAUGAGUAGUAAAGUGAAUGCUUUUCAAAGGAAACUUGAAGAGACAUUAGCUAUGCUGGACGCCACCGAAUCUAAAAUUGCUGAACUCGAAAGUAUUUUAAGUAAGAAUGACAGGGUGAAAGAAGAAUCAGCUGGGAGUAGGAGUAGGAGUAGCAUUAGUAGUAGUAAGAGUUUACAGUAUCUAAAAGACAAGAGCACCAAGAUGGACAAUGAGAUUAAGACUCUUUUGAAGAAGAAGGUAGAAGCUGAAAAAAAGUACUACCAGCAGCUAGAUGAACUAAGAAAAACAAUGGGUAGUAAAAAGCAGUCACGGUUGGAAUUAGUUGGCUCAGAGAAAGACAGUGUGCUGUUACUGAAGGCAGAAAAGGAAGAGGAGUUGAUGUUAAAAGAUAAAGAAAAGCUUUUGAAGAUGAAAUAUAGCAUUACCAAGUACGGGUUCUGUCUGGUUGUGCAGUUGAUGUAUUUUCUGUUUGUAUUGGUGUUCUGGAUGUCAAAUCUGCCUCAGCAAUCUGUCGGGCCUACUUAUGUACCAACCUGAACAGCCAUAUGCACCCACGUUGGACAAAAGAAACAGUUAGUGUUAACUUAACUCUCCUGGCAUGCAUUUGCAUUCUUCUUUCUUAUCCUGGUUUGGUAUUUUGUGGGUUUUUGUUUGGAAUUUGUUUCUUAGCUUUGAAAUGAUGUUGAUCGUACAAGUACAUUUGUAUAGGUUAGAUUACUGGUGCGGUGGUGCCUCUUCUUUAUCUAUUGCUGACCCUCUUCUUUGAAUGUAUUUGUGUAACUGUAUGAUAAAGCCAUCUCAUAUUUUAU
Molecule: messenger RNA, 1898 nt
Organism: Papaver somniferum (opium poppy)
Lineage: Eukaryota; Viridiplantae; Streptophyta; Magnoliopsida; Ranunculales; Papaveraceae
Product: WPP domain-interacting protein 2-like
Exons: 2
Coding region: 316-1626 (436 amino acids)
Source: RefSeq, a predicted model, not a curated record